UGUAGCACUCUGCGCGCCAGCUCGUAGGCCUUCGCCUCCGACUUUCUGCCUCCGCUGCCACCCACGCCGCCGCCGCCGCCAUGAGGGAGAUCGUGCACCUGCAGGCAGGCCAGUGCGGCAACCAGAUCGGCGCCAAGUUUUGGGAGGUGAUCAGCGACGAGCAUGGCAUCGAUCCUACCGGCACCUACCAUGGGGACAGCGAUCUGCAGCUGGAGCGGAUCAACGUGUACUACAACGAGGCCACCGGUGGCAAGUACGUGCCCCGAGCUGUGCUCGUGGAUCUGGAGCCCGGCACCAUGGACUCUGUGCGCUCGGGGCCCUUCGGGCAGAUUUUCAGGCCGGACAACUUCGUCUUCGGUCAGAGUGGUGCCGGGAACAACUGGGCUAAGGGGCACUACACAGAAGGGGCGGAGCUUGUUGACUCCGUGCUGGAUGUUGUGAGGAAGGAGGCGGAGAGCUGUGACUGCCUGCAGGGCUUCCAGCUGACCCACUCCCUGGGUGGGGGGACUGGGUCCGGGAUGGGGACCCUCCUCAUCAGCAAGAUCCGAGAGGAGUACCCCGACCGCAUCAUGAACACCUUCAGCGUGGUGCCCUCACCCAAGGUGUCAGACACCGUGGUGGAGCCCUACAACGCCACCCUGUCAGUCCACCAACUCGUAGAAAACACAGAUGAGACCUAUUGCAUAGAUAACGAGGCCCUGUAUGACAUCUGCUUCCGCACCCUGAAGCUGACUACGCCUACCUACGGUGACCUCAACCACCUGGUGUCAGCCACCAUGAGUGGGGUCACCACCUGCCUGCGCUUCCCGGGCCAGCUCAAUGCUGACCUGCGAAAGCUGGCUGUCAACAUGGUCCCUUUCCCCCGCCUGCAUUUCUUCAUGCCCGGCUUUGCCCCGCUGACCAGCCGGGGUAGCCAACAGUACCGGGCACUGACAGUGCCUGAGCUCACCCAGCAGAUGUUCGAUGCCAAGAACAUGAUGGCCGCCUGUGACCCGCGCCACGGCCGCUACCUGACCGUGGCCGCCGUCUUCCGGGGCCGCAUGUCCAUGAAGGAGGUGGACGAGCAGAUGCUGAACGUGCAGAACAAGAACAGCAGCUACUUCGUGGAGUGGAUCCCCAACAACGUGAAGACAGCCGUGUGCGACAUCCCGCCUCGGGGGCUCAAGAUGUCCGCCACCUUCAUUGGCAACAGCACAGCCAUCCAGGAGCUGUUCAAGCGCAUCUCCGAGCAGUUCACGGCCAUGUUCCGGCGCAAGGCCUUCCUGCACUGGUACACGGGCGAGGGCAUGGACGAGAUGGAGUUCACCGAGGCCGAGAGCAACAUGAACGACCUGGUGUCCGAGUACCAACAGUACCAGGACGCCACGGCCGAGGAGGAGGGCGAGUUUGAGGAGGAGGCAGAGGAGGAGGUGGCCUAAAGCUGUCUGGUAGCCGGUAAAGCGUGGAAGCCGUGUGAACUCUUUAUUCACUCACAACCUGUUCUCUGAUAGCCUUGUCUCCUUGUGUGUGUAUUUGUUCUUCCUGUCUUGACAUCACAUGCUGUACAGACACCACCAUUAAAGCGUUUUCAUAGUG
Camelus dromedarius (Arabian camel) is the source of this 1575-nucleotide messenger RNA. It is a transcript of the gene TUBB4B, whose product is annotated as tubulin beta 4B class IVb. Bases 81 to 1418 code for a protein of 445 amino acids. NCBI's taxonomy places the organism in Eukaryota, Metazoa, Chordata, Mammalia, Artiodactyla, Camelidae. The transcript has 4 exons. Gene Ontology annotation, biological process: mitotic cell cycle; microtubule cytoskeleton organization. Gene Ontology annotation, cellular component: cytoplasm; microtubule. The record is from RefSeq and is a predicted model, not a curated record. Gene Ontology annotation, molecular function: GTP binding; GTPase activity; structural constituent of cytoskeleton.